Messenger RNA from Rattus rattus (black rat), 1770 nucleotides. It is a transcript of the gene Cfap99, whose product is annotated as cilia and flagella associated protein 99. The coding region runs from base 1 to 1770 and encodes 589 amino acids. The record is from RefSeq and is a predicted model, not a curated record. NCBI's taxonomy places the organism in Eukaryota, Metazoa, Chordata, Mammalia, Rodentia, Muridae. The transcript is spliced from 14 exons.
AUGGCCUACUAUGAAAAAUGCAUUGAGACUGUGGUGAAGCAGCUCGACAAGUUUAAGCCUGAGAAGGACAAUCCUGAGCAAUUCCUGGAGACAGUGUUCACCUCCUUACAGCAGACUCUGACCCCCCAGAAGCUUGGGUUUGUUUUGGAGGUUCUGUCUGGCUGCCUUGAAUACCAGAAGCUACUGACCAUCGUGGUGGAUGCUUUCUACGCACGGGAUGGCCGGCUCUGCCUGUGGUCUGACUACAGCCUCUUUGAGGUGAUCUGCUACCUGGCCAUCUUCCAGCUGGAUGAGCUCGGCUUCCAGCUCUUUUGCAGCAUCAUCAAGUCCCAGCCUGUGGCUAAGGUUUGCAAGUUCCUCAGAUUCUUCUUUAACCCCUUCAACCUGUGCUCAUGGAUCAAAGACGAGUGGAGCCUCAUCUACGAAACGGACCAUGUGACAGAGAACUGGAUUGACCCUCUGAUGAGAUGGCAGCCAGAGAUCCAGGAGCUGAUCAAACAACUGGAGGGAGGGCCAUCCGAUCAUAUUCCUCUCUCGAAGACCAAGGCCAAACUCACAGUGCCCAAGGAAUUCAACCUGACUGUCCCAAGGCCCCGCGCCAUUACAAUGCCUGAGCCUGUCCCCACUAUCCCCAAGUCAAAACCUGUCCCUCAGAGUACCUAUCAGGAGCCCAAGGAGCAGAAGCUUCUGCAGAUGAUCAAGACACACAACCGCCGGACAGCUGAGGAGCUGCUGCUGAAAGCGAACAUGGAAGAGCUACGGUGUGCCAUGCCCCGGUUACAGAAGGAGCCACAAGCACAGGAAGUAGAGAAGAAGCUGUGGCAUCAGUCCGUACCCAGCAUACGCAGGACUCCAAAUCUGACCUUCUACAAGCCUAACAAGUUACCGGUCAAGCUGAACACAGCCACCAUCCUUCGAGAAGGGGCCUUAUACCAGCGGCAGGUGGAGAAGGAGCUGCAGAGAGUUGACAAACUUGUGGAUGGGGCUGGGGACUUUUCUGAGUUCUUUGAGUGGCAGAAGAAGAUGCAGGCAAAGGACCUGGAGGAGCAGCUGGCUGCAGGCGAGUGCCGGCGGCUGCAGGGAAAGCUGAGCCACGAGGAGGCCAUCUUGGCCCGGCAGAACCUCGUGCAGGAAAACAAGCAGAAGGCUGACAAGCAGAAGGAAGAGUCGGCCGAGCUAAUGCUGCAGCGUGCUGAGAGGCGCCUGCAAGAGGAGAAGGCCAUGAAAGAGCUGGUGGAGCAGGUCAUGGAGGCACAGAAGAAUGUCAAGAUAGUCCAGAUGAAGCUUGUGAAGGGCCGGCAGCAGAUAGUUCAGGAGGUGAUAGAGGAGAGCCGGGAGUUGCUACAGAAUAGCACAAAGGCAGCCAAAGAGGAGCAGAAGCGACGCUGUGAGCUCAUUGCUCAGCUGCGUGCACUGGAGACACAGCCCACACGCAAGGAGAAGCUGGUGGACCUUACCGAGAUCCCAGGAUAUGGUCUGGAAGGUGAGAUGUCUGUUGUGGAACUUCGAGAACGGCUGGCCCUGCUCAAAGAGUCCCAGAAACGAGAGCAAGAGGAGAAGCGGGAUCAAAUCAUCCAGAGCAAACGAGCCAAAAGCCAAAUGCUACAGAACACAGUGGAGCAAAUCUCACUGUGCCGUGCAGCCAUGGGCAGGACCGCAGCCUUGAGAAUCAUCAGUUCUGUGGCAAUGGCUUUCAUGUCCAUGACACGCAACUUCAUCAAUGUUGCAAGCACAACCUUUAUGCUGUAUGUGCUUCACCUAGUUAGCUAG